This is a messenger RNA of Lottia gigantea (owl limpet), 4635 nucleotides long. RefSeq lists its product as hypothetical. NCBI's taxonomy places the organism in Eukaryota, Metazoa, Mollusca, Gastropoda, Lottiidae. The transcript is spliced from 26 exons. Gene Ontology annotation, biological process: phosphatidylinositol-mediated signaling; lipid metabolic process; small GTPase-mediated signal transduction. The record is from RefSeq and is a predicted model, not a curated record. Gene Ontology annotation, molecular function: guanyl-nucleotide exchange factor activity; phosphatidylinositol-4,5-bisphosphate phospholipase C activity. The annotation marks the transcript as partial.
UCCUCGGAACUGGAACAACUACAGAAGAUGUUACAUUUCCCCGAGGAGGUGGCGCUACUGAUGACUAAAACAGAACAUGAGUUAUUUACGAGCGUAUCACCAGCUCAAUAUGUCCGUCAUAUCACCGUGGACCUCACCAGAACAUCUGAUGCUAGAACUGGAUUGUGCGUGGAGGACCUCAUUCAAAGAUUCAACGAGGUCAGUACAUGGAUCACGCAGACAAUAAUCACCCAGGCAACCCAUGAAGAUCGUAAAGCCGUGCUCUCUUGUAUUCUACGUCUAGCUGUCUACUGUUGGGUUCUGGGUAAUUUUAACUCGGCUGUUGAAAUAUUAGCUGGUCUAAAAUCUGAGAAGUUGAAGCCAUUUUGGUUGUCAAUAGGAGACGAAGAUGUGACCUUACUCCAUUCCUUAUCAGACGUCUUGUUGACACGUGAACCAUCCCUAGUCUAUCGUGAAGCUGUGGCACGUGCACUGGACAUCCCAUUCUGUCAGGUGGUACCGUUUUUUGGUGGAUUCCUGCGAGAUUUAAAAGCUAUCUAUAUGGGUGUACCCAGUAUUGUUGUUUUACCAUCUGAAGAGAACCAAUCAUUAGAGUUUGUAUCAGACUAUAAUGGUGAAGAUAGGUUUAUGACAAGGAUUGGUGUAGGUGGAUUAAUCAACAUGGAUAAACUACGACAGACUCAUAUUGUCCUGAAUGACCUCUAUCUGGUUAUAAAUGAGACGGAGAGUGAAGAUGAUUAUAUUAUAGAUUGUGAUGGUUAUGAACCAGUUCGUCCUUUAAACAGUGAACAUGAUGUUAUGAUCAUAUCCCCUAAAGCAUCUAAAUUAAACCAUCAUUGGCUACAGUGUAUGAACCACGGUAGUACAGCAAUACAGUGGGAAGAAGACAGCGGUAGAUCGUGUAUCUGUUUUUUGAAAUUAGAAAUUGAUAACGCUACGUUAACGUGGAGAAAACCUGCUAUUUCAACGUCAUUAUUAGCCGCUCGUUACAGUAAUCUGGAAGAUAUCUGUGAUAAUUUAGAAGAAGGAUAUUUAGACGUUCAUUGUAUUAAGAAUAUUUUAAUCGGUGAUGAUACGGUGGAUUUAAGUUCGAUCUCAAAAAGACACGGAUUAGAAAAUUUAACCCACAAAUCUAAUGGGAUUACUAUACUUUAUGGAGCCUAUAUGGCUGAAAAUCGUAAACUUCAUUUUAUCGCGCCAGAACAUACAGCCAAUAUUUGGUGUCAAGGAUUACAUAGUUUAGUGACAGCAGCCAAACAUCUUCAGGAACAAGUAGACAAGAGAAUACAGUGGUUAAAGGUCCAGUAUUUACAACUGUACUACGAUAGUGACCGCUGUCAGGGACCCACACCAGCAGAGGCAAUUAAGGUAUUUGGUGGAAGAUCAUGGCCAAGUGGUCCACAAAAUCAAACAACCAACCCAGAUCCCCCCUCCUCAUUUAGACGCACUCCUAGUUUCCAGGGCAAUAAAAUGGUGAAUUCCGAGUCUCCUGUAGCAACAGAUCCAGUAAAACCAACAUCAGCGAGAAUCAGACGAACACCGAGUCCAUUACGGAAAGUUAAAACAGAGAUGCAAAAAAAUUGUAACAGUGAUUCACAAAUUAAUCAAAUCCCUAAAGGCAGUCCUCAGCCUGGCUUCCGACCUCGCAGUAUGACCUUUAGCUUCACCAAUCGUUAUCGCUCACGUAAACGGCGCAUGUCAUUAGGUUGCCGGUCUGGAGACAAAUCAACAUCAAUAACAAACUCUACGCAUUUAUCAUUCCUGGAUUUUGUGGAUUUGUUUAAAUCUUUUGGAUUAAGGUGUCGUAAGGAUUUAAAGGAUUUAUUUGAACAAUUUGCUGUGGCUAAAACUUCACUCGGUGAUAAUCUCAACACGAAAUUACCAGAAUACAUUCCUAAAAACAAAGAUAUGAAUAAGUCAUUUUUUCUUUAUUUUCCAGACGUUAUAACCAGGAAUAGUAGUCAGGAUUUAUCAGGACCUGAAAAUGUGGAACGACAUAAAAUAUGUGACGCUAUCGCCGUGUCGAGUAUUAUGUCAAACUGUGCCGGUGUGGAAUCGUCCUCGUCUCAAAAUCGGUGUAUGGGUUGGCGAGAAUUCCGCGAGUUUAUUUAUGAUUAUCAAGAAGAGGAACUGGAUGAUAAUGAAAUUAUAGAAUUAAUUCAGUGUCAUGAACCAGACUCUACAUUGAGAGAUCGGUGUUGUUUAUCAUUCGAAGGAUUCUCACGCUAUCUUAUGGAUAAAGCUAAUUUUGCCCACAUUCCAGAAAAAUCUCGUCACCAUGAUGAGGAUAUGAAUCAUCCCAUGUCUCAUUAUUACAUAGCAGCUUCUCAUAAUACUUAUCUUACUGGUCAUCAAUUAAAGGGUGAAUCCUCCGUAGAAUUAUAUAGUCAGGUAUUACAAACUGGUUGUCGAUGUGUUGAGUUAGAUUGUUGGGAUGGUGAUGAUGGUUCUCCUAUUAUUUAUCAUGGUCAUACACUAACUACUAAAAUAUCAUUGAAGAGUGUGUGUGAAGCUAUAAAUAGAAGUGCAUUUGUAACUUCCCCAUUUCCUGUCAUUCUAUCAAUAGAAAAUCAUUGUUCAAUACCACAACAAAUCAAAAUGGCUCAGAUUUUUCUUAAUGUUUUUGGUGAGAAACUAGUCACCAAGUAUUUAUUUGAUGCUGAUUUCAGUGACGAUCCUCAACUGCCAUCACCGAACCAACUCAAAUAUAAAAUACUAAUCAAAAAUAAAAAAUUACGUGAAAACGACAAUCCUACUGUGGUCAAAAAGACUGUGAUCCAAAGUAAAACGUCAAGUUCAACAGGAACCAACUAUUCAGAAACAACGUCUGUUAAUGACUUUGAUGAUGAAGAUGAUGAGGAUGAAGAUGAAGAAGAAAUUGCUGAUGGUGGGCUUCUACUGAUUCAAAUCUUUGUGAGUUUUGCUUGGACUGCAAUUUUGAUGUUUUCAUUUCAUCUCAGAUCAAAUCUCUAUUUCAGGAACCAAUCAGGGUCUUUCAGUGAAAAGAACAGACCUAAAAGUCACCCAGAACUCGACUGGCAUUUUGAUGAUGAUCUGGAUUUAAAAGUUCCUGCCAAGAGUAAACCAAAGAAAACGAGUCAAAUAGCGAAAGAGUUAUCUGAUCUUGUUAUAUACACCCAAGCUGUCAAAUUUAGAGGUUUAAGUUUAAGUCCAAAUACAUCAUUAAAACAGAAGAAACAACCCACAAGAAAGAGUAUUUUAGUUACUAGUCUCGGAAACAGUCCCAGUACCUCAACAUUACUAGCUCAAGCAGGUAACAAUUUCAUUUUGAAAACUAUGCAAUAUAUUUCAGCUAGCAAUUUAGCAAGUGAAGAAAUGAAAGCAACAUCGCCUGGAAUAGUUCCCAAGUUAAAGAAAUGUGAAGGGGUGGCGCCAUGUUUCCUGGUUUCAUCUUUAAAUGAAAAUAAAGCCAAGUCAUUGUUUAUUCUCCUUAACAAUGUAACUCAUACUGAAAGACAGCUGAUGAGAACCUACCCUGCUGGUAUGAGAAUAGACUCUUCCAACUUUAAUCCUGUUAUUUUCUGGGCUUUUGGUAUCCAAAUGGUGGCCUUGAAUUACCAAACUGAAGACACAGCCAUGUCGUUAAAUACAGCAAUGUUUGAAGGUAAUGGUAAAUCAGGAUAUGUAUUAAAACCAUCAGUCAUGUGGGAUAAGAGUCAUAUGAUGUAUAACAGGUUUAAUCCAUGGGAUAAAGACUUUGAUGGUUUACAUGCUACAAUUCUUACUCUACAUAUAAUAUCUGGUCAAAAUGUCUGUUAUAAUCAUACAGCUAGUACUCAGAUAGAGGUAGAAAUAAUUGGUAUACCAGUGGAUUGUGCCAAACAAAAGUCUAAACUGGUCUCUAAAAAUGCUCUCAAUCCAAUUUGGAAUGACAUCUUCACUUUUCAGGUGUUAUUCCCAGAUCUAGCCUUUAUAAGAUUUGUUGUUAUAGAUACUAAUACUAAUCAUUUAGUAUCACAGAGAAUCAUUCCAUUAAAAUCUCUUCGACCAGGUUACCGUCACGUCAGAUUACGCAGUCCGUCCAAUCAGCAUCUAGAACUAGCUACGUUAUUUAUUUACUCUAAACAUGAAGAGGAGCUACUGGAACCAUCCAAUGUAGUAGACUUCGCACAGUCUGCCCACAGUGGGAAACGAAUGUCUCUAAUGUUUUUUAUCAGUGUGUUUGGAGUUACUGCCCCUGAUGAAUAUAUUAUCCUUAAAACUACUCAAGAUACAACUGCUUAUGAUGCAAUUGCUCAGGUUGAACAUAUGUUUGUUCUCUGUGUUUACAAUGUUUCUCCUGACCAGCCAUAUACAGUAUUUAAAGCUCCUGUAACUAGUACCACACAGGAUAUCAUAACUCAGGCGGUGAUGAAAGCUCACAGGACGAACACUUUAGAUCCUCGAGACUAUGUAUUGGUAGAAGAGAUUGAGAUAGUGAACGACCCUCACACUACCCCAGGCCAGGCUCGUACCAGUGAUAGAUGUGACAGUCGCGUUCUGGCGGAUGAUGAAAAUGUCUAUCAUGUACAGAACGAAUGGAAGACCAAUGGUAGAUUUGUUUUGAUGGAGAAAGAAGCUGCUGUUGCUACUGGUCUUGAGGUGUGUUUCAUGUCAUUUGAUGAAAAAAAUUAA